This is a messenger RNA of Engraulis encrasicolus (European anchovy), 3553 nucleotides long. It is a transcript of the gene bard1, whose product is annotated as BRCA1 associated RING domain 1. Gene Ontology annotation, molecular function: ubiquitin-protein transferase activity; protein binding. The record is from RefSeq and is a predicted model, not a curated record. Bases 95 to 2620 code for a protein of 841 amino acids. Gene Ontology annotation, cellular component: BRCA1-A complex; BRCA1-BARD1 complex. Gene Ontology annotation, biological process: protein K6-linked ubiquitination. Lineage: Eukaryota; Metazoa; Chordata; Actinopteri; Clupeiformes; Engraulidae. The transcript is spliced from 12 exons.
ACUGAAAUCAAAACAACAGGACGGAAGAGACAGGCAGGAGCUAUUACAGAAACUAUUACAUACUAGUUACUGAAGAUAAUACAGUAGUACAUAGAUGUCGCAAAAUGCUUGGAAGAAAACGAAGGAAGCGCUCGCACAUUUCCGAAAACUUCUGCUGUGCUCCAAAUGCGCAAAUAUUGUGCACGACCCGUUGUGCCUUGGAAGCUGUGAACACAUCUUCUGCAGGUCUUGUGCUGGUCCAUGCGCGGGUGGCGAGUGCAGCGUGUGUUCGGCUCCAGCGUGGGUAAAAGACAUUCAGAUCAACAGGCAGCUCUGCAAUAUCACGACUCUCUUUCGGAAUUUGGACGAACUCCUCAAUCCACCCGAAAUGUCAGCUACACCUCCAAAUGACCCCUGCAAGCUAUCACUAAAGAUAAAGACAAGCCCUGUCGUCCAGAAGCAGAAGAAGUACCGCAUCUGGACCAGCCCCAAGAGCCACCGCAUACGCUGCCGGGUGGACAGACCCGCGCAGGCCGGCCCACUCAUCCCAACAGAGGCAUUCCAUACCCGGCCCGAUCGUCCCAAUACCUCCCCUGAUCUUCCAGACGUGUCCAGUCGUCCAAAGGCCUCCCCCGACCCACCAGACCACUCUGUGUACAACUUCCCAGCCUCUUCCCAGGACUCGGGCUCCUCCUCCCCCUCCAGGACGAAGGCCAGCGCCUCCAGGAGGAAGAAGAAGUCGGCGCAGCAGAGGAAGAAGAGGCAGACGGACAAUUACCGGGUGCGGAGAGCCACCGAGGCCGCCGCCGCGCAGCUCCGCGAGAAGCAGAAGAGGCUGCUGCAGCUGCAGGUGCUGAACCAGCAGUGGGGAGUCGGAGCGGAUGUAGACACAGAUGUGGAUGCAAGAGCAGAGGAGCAGCAGGAGGACACGGAGGGUCGUGGGGACGGUAUUGAUAAACAGGGCAAGAGGAAAAGAGUGUCCUUCCAGAGCCCAUGUGGUGGACCACCCUCAUCUGAGGGCUCUCCAAAUGAAAACGCUCCCCCCACAGAGAAUGGAGCCACCGUCUCCGAGCCUGCCAUCUCCAACAUGGCUCCACCCGCUGGGCUUAUCAUCACCACCACCACCACCACCAAGACUCUAGCACCUGUGCCAAAUUCACCCAGCCCUCCUCCUCCUCCUCCUCCUCCUCACCGACCAAGGACGCCCAAACGUGGCCGUGCACCAGACAGAGCAGAUCACCACCAAAGCACUCCGAAGAGGCCUCGUCGCGAGUCUGCCAGUGGAGCGCGGCGCCUGUCGGCAGUGCAGAAGGAGGAUAUCAUUACGCUGUCCACCCCUCCUCCCUCCCCCUUCACCAGCUCCUCUAUUGCUAGCUCCAGUAGCAGCCAAAGAGCUGGCGCCGCCACUGGGGGAGAGCUGGACGCCAGCCCCCUGGCCUCAACCAACAGCAGCUCCCAGCGCAGCUGCUCCCAGCGGAGACAGAGUCCAGUCAGCCCGGCCUUCAUGAAGAAGAACAAGAAAGGGGAGACUCCUCUCCACCUGGCCUCCAUUAAGGGGGAGGUAGCAUCUGUGAAGAGGCUGUUGGAGCAGGGUGCUGAUCCCAACUUGAAGGAUAAUGCUGGCUGGACACCACUGCACGAAGCCUGUAACCAUGGUCACCUGGCUGUAGUGGAGGCGUUGAUCCUGGGAGGGGCACUGCUCAACACCCCGGGCUACCAGAACGACUCUCCGCUUCACGACGCAGUCAAGAACGGACGCACGGCCAUCGUCAAGCUACUCCUGCAGCACGGCGCCUCCCAGAGCGUGGUGAACAUGUUUGGCCUGUGUGCGGUGGACUGUGCUGAAACGAUGGAGAUGCGUGCCCUGCUGCUGGGGGCGUCCCAGGGGGCACAUCCAGCCUGCUCCCCCCUCAGCCCCCCUGCCAGCCUCAGCAAGAUUGGGGGCUGUCGGGGGCAGAAGGACGCCGGCGUCACCCUCCUCGGCACCAAGCUGACCCAGCCGCAGCGGCGACAGCUGGCCAGGGCGGCGCGGCUCCUCGGAGCCCGGCUGGUGGACUCCUUCUCCAGCGCAGUGAGCCACGUGGUGGUGCAGGAGGAGCAGGAGGAGGAGGGAGGAGAGGAGAAGGGGCCCGUGGUGCCCACCACACUGUCCGCCCUCAGGGGCAUCCUGGGCGGAUGCUGGAUCCUGCGCUUCAGCUGGGUGAGCGCUUGCCUUCAGGCAGGAGAACGGGCAGCCGAGGCGGACCAUGAGGCAGGAGAAGGACCCCAGCGCAGCCGCCUCAACAGAAGCAACCUGCUCCCGCGUCUCUUCGACGGCUGCUACUUCUUCCUGCUGGGCUCCUUCAGGCGUCCGGAGAAGGCGGAGCUGCUGCAGCUCAUCCAGGAUGGAGGUGGCCAGGUGCUGAGCCGCCAGCCCAAGCCCGACAGCGACGUCACCCAGACCCUGAGCGCCGCCGCCUACCACGCCCCGCCCGGCUCUGACCAGGCGCUCUGCACCCAGUACGUCCUCUACGAGGCCCUGGGCGCCUACAGGCCGGCCCGCGUACGCCUGGGCAAGGUGUGGUCCGUGCCCUCCAGCUGGCUCCUCGACUGCAUCUCAGCCUUCCAGCUCCUGCCCGUUCCAGAGCUGGAGUCCAUGUAGUCAAAGAAAGAUCAUCAACUCUGCCCACCCAAUGCAAAGGAGUAUGCUCAAGUUUGGUCUCCUAAGGGGGGCGUUGUCGCCAUCUACAGUGCUAACGGAACUCCAUUUAUUCUCUACCUUAAGUCUCCAAAGGUCCUAAAAGGGCGUUCACCUGACAUCAUAUGGAUCCAGGAAAUGUAUGGGCUUGAUGUAACUUACUCUACAAGACAUUCUUUGAUGUAGUCUUCCAGACGCUGCUAGUAUGGAUGCUACUUCCACAGUUUCCUCCAGGAGAGUAGAAUAACACCGCUGGGAUUUGAACCCAGGCUUUCUGGGAUACCAAAUGAGGGCUCUGACUUGUAGCAAAGACCAGGUCUGGGUUCAAGUCCUGGUGGGGCAACUCUACUCCUCUUCUCUAAACUAGUAUGCCAUCUUUUUCCACAAUUGAAAAUCAGGUUUUGUGUGAACUUUUCUUUUUUUCCAUUGGGGACUGUGUUUGUAUCUCUGUAUAUCUGUAAUGGGGUGUCUGCAUGCGGCAUUUUGAACCAUGAGCCUGUUGUGAAAAGUGAAGUUUAUAAAGAUGCUGCAGACUAAGGAUCGGUUCAAUAUAAUAAGAGUGAUUACGAACCGUUCUGGCACUUUUCAAGCUGUUCAAUGAGUAAAAAAUCGAAGAGCUUCUCUCUCCUGCCAAGAUUAUUCUCUGUAAAAUAAGAAAAAAAUAAGCUGGAAGCCUCUUAAAACCCUAUUGUGUUGUGUUCUAGUUCAACGUUUUCUGGGACAAUACUGUAUAUAAACCGUUUAAGAAAUAUAAAUGAAGCAUAUAAAAAGAGCCUCUUUCUGUGUGUGUGUGUGUAUGUGUUGUUUGUAACAUUUUAAGUCUUUUGUUAACCACAGACAGUCCUUGUUGGGGGAUCUAAUGUCAAAAAAAUAAAGAUUUUUCAGUCACAGUCUUGA